Molecule: messenger RNA, 8424 nt
Organism: Porites evermanni
Lineage: Eukaryota; Metazoa; Cnidaria; Anthozoa; Scleractinia; Poritidae
Source: the annotation of a GenBank genome assembly
AUGUUAAAAACCUCUACUAACAACUUGUAUUACUUCCUAGAAGCUAAGUGGUCUCGAUGGGGCGCUUGGAGUGUAUGCACUAAGACCUGUGGUAAUGGAACACGUGUCCGAUCUAGAACAUGCAUCGCUCAAAACCAGCGCGCCGUUUUUGCACCCAUAUAUUGUGCAGGAAAACCUCUUCAGAAGAAGAAUUGCUCACAGUGGAGUUGCCCAGGUAGGGAGUAACUUGCUGUUUUCAAGUAGAGGAUAAUUUCCAGAGUCUGUGGAGCGAGUAGGGUACACCAGAAGGAGCCUAUUACUCGGCUCCUGCCUAAGGAGAGAUUUGAAUCCCGUGAAUUCUUUAUUUGCCUCGAAUUUCUUAUGUAGCUUUUAAAUAUUCCCUUUGAAGUUGUUUUAGCCGUAAUUUACAUUGAAUUUACAUUGAGAUGUUUUAGUUCAUUGAAAUUAUUCACAUUUUGCUUCAAUGUUGACCUUAAAUUUAAAGGAUAAUAAGUUUCUGAAUAAUUAUGCAGUUUAGUCACUGAACAACUGGACCUUUCUCCUGCUCAAAUACCAACUGUUCGUAGUUUUUAGUUUUGAAAUUUUAAGGAAUCCUUAGCAAAGGAAACUCGAAUUCUUUUGCACAGCUUUCAGAGUUGUAAGUUUCCGAAAUUUUGACUCAUUUUCUUUAGCAUACGAACUCUAAAGCUGAAUUUAUCCAGGUUCGUUUUCAGUUUUCAACUGAUUUUAUUCAGUUUUCUUUCCAUUUGUUUUAAUAACUGUAAUAAGUUGAUCGGUUAGUAUAAAUAUAGCACUGUUAUCUCUGUUUUUCGAUUUACAUUGCGGACUUACAUGCCUGUACGAUUUACAUUUUGGUUUCACACGCAUGUAUGAUCUACGUCCAGGAGCUGCUAUUGAAGUCCAAGUUUGAGUGCUGUCCUGUUUUCCAGUUGUAGAAGAUCCUAAUACCGUGGAACAGUGACGAGUUUCUUUCCCGCUUGCCAAGAGAAUUGCAGAGUUCGUUUUCCUCCUUGUUGUUCACACGCCGAAGUCGCUCGAAUUCCUUUUACGCUUAUUUUUCCCCGAUUUAUGCUUGGAAGGGCAAAUCUAUCUUCACACCUGGCUUCUACACCAGUCAAUACAGAAGAAAUAAGGUGCGGUUGGCUUUUCCGGGUACGAAAUAGACGGUGAUGCUCGUGGUCUCGUUAAAGGGUGGAAGUAAAAGAUUUUCCUAUAAGCAUCCCCACCCCAUUGUGUGCCUUCUUAACUGAUGCCAAUGAACAUCUCUAAUCAGAGCUGUUUGACUUUUAUUUCUUAGACUGCUCCAAAUCAUGCGUCAAAGGAACGCUGAAUGCGGCUUGUGAUGCUUGCACUUGUGACGGUCAUGUUAUUACUGGUCGUGUUCGAUCAAAAAGCGGUGCACCAAUCUCAGAAGUUAGUAUUUCUCUGGCAGAAACACCGUACAAAGUUCUGGCGCAGACAAAUGAAAGUGGUUUCUUCUUAGCUCUUAAUGCUUGCACGAGCGCAAAGCUGCUUUUUACCAAAGUGGGUUUUGUUCCUGUUACACUAACAGCUACUACUUCGACGCCGUCAUCGGCAAAUGCGAAGGUGAAAUUGGAAAGUGCAGGUAGCGUUGAAAUCACAAUGAAUUAACUGUAGUAACUGGUCCAGCUCAAAGACUUGAAGAGAACCGAACAAAAUACCAGCUAAAAGUUUUAAAAUGAAAAUAGUUGUUCAUAGCUUGUUAAUGAAUAUUUAUUUGUAACCUUUUGACAUCCCUUCCUUCUCAUGAUGGCCACUUCACUACAAUGGCCAGUAUGCUUGGAUAACCCUCUCUUUUCUCUCAAUUCUGAAAACCGGGUCACUUCCUUACGGCUCAUUUUUACUACUCAGCCUUAAGGUGUUUCCAUACAGUUUUUCAGAGGCCAUACCGAUAUUUUUGAAUCGCCUCAUAGUCGAGGAGCAGAUUUCUAAAAGAGGCCCAAGAAAUGGGUUGCGCAGCACCUCACCACACAAACUAUUUGACAACAGAUUCAGAUAGCCAAAUACCGGCCCAAAUACCCAUAGAUUACCUAUUCGACAUUCGGAUCUACAAAUUGUAGGGUCAGUGACUUUGCACGUUGUGAUUUCUGAGGGGGGUGGAGGGUAUUUUGAAGCAUCAAAUUUCAGCAUUUUCGUAUAGGUGCAAAACUUUGAAAAUCAUAUCUUUUUACCUAAUAAGGCAAAUGGGUUAGUAUUUGGCCGCUUGUUAAUCCAUAAGAGCUACAAUUUUGUGCUUUUUUUUGCAUUACCAUGGUAACGGUUUAUAAGGAAACUCUGUCCAUAGGGUCUAACGUCAAUAAUAACGGAUGUUUCGACUUCCGCGACAAAUAUACAUUGCCGAUGUACUUAGAAUGUGCUUACAACUGAUAUUUACUAAUUCGCGAGAACCGUUUGUAUAAGGUUUUUUCCAAGUUUGCAAAUCAAACCAUUCCAUUGUCUUAUAACGAAUCAUGAAAGUUGCAUAAUUGCCUCUAAACCCUAUUUUCCUAUUGGUACCAAUUAAAACCUUUGAAAAAUCAUAUCCUAAAGACUAAACAUUGUUCAACGAUGAAACUUUGGAAAGUCAUGCAACUUCAUAAGCUCUUUCAUUUUAAAACAUUUUCGCGAAAUGAUCCUUAUUUCCAUGGCAACGGUUGCUAAGAUGCGUUUUUUGUAACCAAUGCCCUUUUUAAAGAAGAUCGAACACAGAUGUGGGUUGAAUAAGCAAUUUAAAACAAAUUAAAGUUAAUAGAAAAAUGAGAUAAGUUUUUUCGCCGGUUUGAAGAAUGCUCCAUGACUCCCUUAAACUUUUUCCUCAUAUGCCUAAAGAUACAAUCAUUUAGCUAAAAUCAGAAACUCAUAAGGAGUUAUUCAAUCCCUUAUGAGUUUCUGCUAAAAUGUAAUACGGUAUCAACACAAACAAUUUUUUAUAGUUAUUUUUUUUUCGUGUGGGUCUAGAAAUGUUAAUCACUGCAAAAUCUUUAGUAAAGAUCUUGGAUACAAAUACAUCUAUUUUGUAAAUAAUACAUAUUUUUUGAAACGGUAUUGUUAUAUUUGACGUUAUUAUUAUCUCUGUGUCUUGAGAGGGUGUUUGCUUAGUUUGAUGAGUAUUGUACUGAAAAUUUAAUACAAAAUUAUUGAAAUACUUAAUUUUUUAGUUGCUUAGAUUUUGUAUGAUUUGCAGUAAAGCUCUUCAAGCUUUUACAAUCAACUUUUAUGUGGGUUUAGUUUUCCCAUGGUUUUCCGUAAAUCCUUUUACCUUUUCAUUCCCAUGAUGCCUUUGAUGCAUAUUCCGAAUUGCUCUUCAAGAAGCAUCCGCCAUUUUAACUGCUGGAAUGAUUUUAUCUUCAAAGGGUAAGAAUUAUUUGUUUUUUGCUUCCAUUUUGCUACAUUUAAUCGUGUUAACCACUUUUUUUAUUGUUGACGUGCUAGGUGUAGGUUAAAAGAUUUUUCAUAGUUGAUUAAGAAAACUGAGCUCAUGAACUAAAGAAAAUUAUUCUUUAUAAUCUCUGUAAGUUCUUUGUGAAAAUCGAAAAUAAUAGUCCUUGUUUUUAUAACCAAUCCAAUAUAAACUGAACCAUUAAUCUUUAAAACACGUAAUUUGAUUAUAAAUUGUAAAGCAAUCCUAAUACAAGCAACUACCUUUUUUUAGAUAUACAUAUACUGUAUAUAUAGAGAAUUUCCCGGUGUGCUUGCUUUAGUAACACUUGGUGUUGCAUUGAAUCAAUCUUAAUGAAAGUUUCAGACAGUAUUAUAUACAUUAUGAAGAUUAUGUGAAGAAAUUUUUAAAAAAUUCGUUCGAGAUGUUUCAGAGAUGUACAAAAAAGCGCUAAAAGUCCAAAUUUUGAAUGAAGUUGCACUUAUACAAGUGGUGCGAAAACGGGUCAGUUUUUAAGAUCGCAAGAACGAAAAUACACCAAAAUUUCCUAGUAUCGAGUCAGGCGCGGAUCUAGGAUAAACUGCUGACCGAUUUCCUCAACGAGCGCCGAAAACGCAAGCUUCUUGGGGGUCCAGGGGCAUGCUCCCCCGGUAAAUCUUUUAGAUUUUAACUCCCUAAAGUCUCCUUUCUCGGGGUUCCGAGUCACUCAGAUAGGAUAUUGGCCAGUUCCAUUCACCUUGGAUAAAGCCUUGCAACUUGGAAAGUUUUUUAUUUAUUAAAAAUAUAUCUAUUUAAGAAAAAUCUGACCGAUUUCCGUAAAACGGUGGAAACCGGUGUGGAUCCGCGCCUGGAAAUAUGAUAUUAAGCAGCAUUCUGACGCUACUUAAGAAUAAUUUGAGUCAUUUAUAACGUUUUUAUUAAAUAAUCUAUCACGGCUAUUGAAAAUUUAAGGUUUGAAAUAUAUUUUCGUUUUAGUCGAAUUCAAACACACAGAAUUUUUUACUUCUUACCUAGGUUAUUUGCUAAACACCAAACUUUAAGUUCCUAGUGUUGGAUUUUCAGUCGCUGGUCUAGAUCGCGCCAAAUUAGGUGUUUAUCAAUUUCAAAGUUUUUUUGUGUAUUGUUAUCAUAGUGGUAUCGAUUUUACUAAAAUCUACAUUUUGACAAAUUUCAAUCUAUAGUCAAUCAUUCGUGAAACUUUUAUAGCGAUCAGACAAUGAUAAAAUCACUUUUAAAGCGAUUGAAAAAUAUCGGUAUGGCCUCUGAAAAACUACAUCGAAACACCUUAAAGCAAUCUGGAAUAUAUUAUUAAAAAUCAAUCAGGAGAGGAUCUCUCUUGGUGUAAUAUAUAAUAUAUAUAUAAAUAUAUAUAUAUAUCUGAUACACAUACUAAUUGGGAGAGUAACAAUCUGUUAACUAUGUUGCAGUACCUCCAUCCAUCACUGUUCAUCCACGAAGUAAACUGCGAAUUUCUGGUCAAGGUGUUACGCUAUGUUGCGAUGGCGAGGGCAAUCCCAAUCCUGAAUUCGAGUGGUAAGCGUUAGACUUCUAAGCUAGCCUCGUGUUACCCCACAAUUUGCACAUCCUUACUUUUCUCAAGUUUACUCAAGAAUUCUUAUCUAUAAAAGUUUAUUUCUCUUUAAUACAAAAUUCAUUUAUUUCACAGGUCAAUUUGUCAUCGUCUAACAAUUCCAAAUGGCUUCUAAAGCGCUUAGUACUGAAAAGUAUAAGCGCUAUAUAAAUAUUUUAUUAUUAUUAUCUAUUAUUAUAAAUCUGUGAUUUCGAGCGUAUUUUUUAACAUACUGCUUUUUAGGAACUCAUUGACAUUUGCAAACAAUGACAGACACGUUUGUUGGAUGUCAUUUUAGCUUUUGUCUUGUAAUCAUGCAAUUAUAUCUACCCAUAAGGAAUGAUUAAAGUAAUUUUUCCUGAUCUUUCGCGAAUAUAGUUUUCUGUCUUUAAAAAUCUUAUAUACUCUUGCUUUAUAAGGUUUAAAGACAGCAACAUCAUCGAUGGUGCGACCGGCAAAUCGUUGGAAAUGUCUAACGUAAGUGGUCUCAACGGAACGUAUCGCUGUCGAGUUGUCAACGACUAUGGUACGGAAUUGUCUGAUACUGCAAAUUUAAAAGUUUUCGGUAAGUAGAACUAACCACAAUUGUCCAAAUUCCCAUAAACCUGGACUGGUCACCUCUAGUCCUGACCUUGCCUAGUCCCUCCCUGUACGGUGUCUUCCCAUUUUGGUCAAUGCAUUUCGGUGACGCGCGCUCGGACCGCAAGUGGCCCUCUUGGCUUAUUGAGAGGCUUUACGUUUUUUUUUUAUAAGUCCAAGAACCCGUAACCCUGUUAAGGUCUGGGGUAGGAGGGGUGGGGGGCAACUAGGCCUUGUAAAAGGACGAGAUCAGCCUUUGGAUGCCGGUUUUGCAUUGUUCUACUAACAGAUUUGCCACGUAAAUUGUUCUGAGAAAGAGAGAGAGAAUGAUAUAAAUAUGUUCCCGGGCAAAGGAUGGUAAAUAAAUGUUUUUAGAUUUUCAGAAAAAAAGAGUUUCGGACUUGAACGGCUUUUGACUUUGAGUCAUUAGUUGAAUAAAAUGACUAUUGCGGGCGACAAGAGGAGCCCGCAAUCCUAAUCCGCCUCCAGGUUGGUAUUACGCAUGCGUCGCAUGUAUGUAGCCAGCAAUCGUUUGGACUUCUACUAAGAAUGAAUGGAACGCACAGAACGCAAUUUAGACGCGCGUUUAGACCUUCUACUCACUCGUAAUCUGAUCACGCGUGUUGACUAUCUGUCACGUGAAACUUAUGCAAAGCACGGCGCUGGCGCAAAAGCGUUUUGACCUUUGAUCGUUGUCUCCCGCAUUCCGUAACCUUUAGUUAUUACUAAUAUUAUUUGAAAUAUUCACGAAAGACCGCCAUGAGGUGGGACAUGCUUUUUAUACUGUGGCAUCCUUUUCGCAGAUACUAUUGACGAAGUAUUGUGUAACCCUAACCCCCUCAGCAAGAAUGUCACACUUCCAGCUGGAUGUGUGAUCGAUGGUACAACAAAAAACAUUGUGGAUGUAGGAGAAUGUGUCCCAAGACCAUGCCUUCGGAAUGACACCUGGCUUUCAAAUACCACAUGCAAGGAUGAGACGCUUUGUUGUGGAGUAGAGGAAGUAGGGGAUGUCACUGUGAGUUGCGGGAGCUCUGUGACCUUCAGUGUUUCUAGGGUAACGCGUUGUGGUUGCCAAGAAUGUGUUGAACCGAAAACAAGAAUAACUGGAGUGGUUAUUGGCUUGAAAGGGGCUACUGAAAAACCUCUUCCUUACUGCCAAUUAUCGUUCGAAGGUAAAACAUACAACGCUGAUCGAUCUGGUUUCUUUAACUUUGAAGUUCCUAAAGGAAAAGAACGAUUAUCAGUGGUUUUUAAGGACGAUUAUGACAAUGAAUAUGCAGAUUUAACGAAGGUAUUUCGCAUCAGAGAAGGUCAGAGACUUUUCUCUAAAAUUGUUUUAAGGCCCAAACCCGUUGCAAAGCCGUUUAAUUCGUCUGAACCCUUUAAAGUUUUAUUAGGUGAUAGUCCUGUUCACUCUGCAUUUGCUGAGAUUGAAAUUCCUGAAGGGUCGCUCUUGAAGGAUGACGGCACAAUUUAUUCUGGGCAAGCCAAUCUAAGAUUAAGCGUUAUGGAUCCACGCAACCUUUCAGAUAUUCAGACAGCCCCAGCUGACUUCUCUACCAUCGACGAGGACGGAGAAGAACAAUUAUUAGUCAGUUAUGGAAUGCUUAAUAUGGACUUUGAAGAUGGAAGUGGAAAUCCGCUUUUCACUUCUAAGCCUAUUAAAAUGUAUAUUGAUCCUGAAAAGAUGAAUAUUUCGGUUGACAGUAACGGAAACACUACUGCAAAAUUGUGGUGGCUCGACCCAAAUUCAGGAAGGUGGAUCGAAGCUGGGGAUUUGUGGACAGGAAAUAAAAACUCAGGCAGAAGCAAACGAUCUCCAACGCGCUUUUUGCUGGAAACUGAAAUUUCGCCGGCUGUUGCGAAACAAGGACCAUUUAAUAUUGACGUGAAAGAAAAUUUUGGUGCGGUUCGAGUAUAUGCUCCAGCUAGCUCCUCCAUUAGAAUACUUUGCGAAGAACCAGACUCGAGCCCUGUAAAAUAUCUUGGGUAUUUGGAGGAGAGCGUUGACGCCAACAUGGUUGUCUGUAUAUCGGUGUGGAUAGACAAAAAAUGCUUUAUGCAAGGAGAAAAUCAGGAUUCACUAUUUUUGAGACCAACAUCCCCAGACUCAUUCCCUCCCGCUGUUUCGGCAUCAAUUGUGUCUUCUCACCUUCAGGGUUCAUCUCAAGUGCAGGCAUUCCGAUUUGAGGUCAAAACGACUAGUAAUGGACCAGUGUUUUCCCAUUUUGAUCAAGGAGUGCAAGAUUGUAAUGAACCAUACCUAACGUCCAAACCGAACAUAAGACAGUUUGUAUUUAACAGUCCUCCUGCAACAAAUAAUCUUGAACUAGAGAGUCAACGGAUAACUGAUCGCAGAGAUCCACGCAACUGGUUUCCGACGAACUUUAGAUGUUUCGUCAAGAUUUUGCUACAUGGCAAGAGAUCUCUUUUUCUAGCCUCAAGUCACAGGCCAAACAAAGGGGUCAAAUUUGGUGAUUCUGUUUCAAUGGCUGAGCAAGUGAGUAGUGAAAUUAAUAAGUACGUUGCAUGCCCCGAGAUAAGAUGUCCAGGAGAUGUCCAACGAGUUCCAGAAUGGACACAUGUUUUAGUUACACACUUAACUACAGGAAGCUGUGACUUCCACCAGCAUCAUUUACAAAGGCAAACUGACCUCGAUGGCAGUGGAGCUGCAUGCCCAACUCGAUCUAAGCGUCAUUCACCUGGAUCUGAAACAUGGCUGUGUGUUCCACUUCCCCAAGGCGGAUUUGACAUUGAUAAUGUUUACACUGUCGACAGGAAUGACCCAGCUUUAGGUGUUAAGAGGUGCAAAAAUGGAAACAAGCAGUGGACAACAGGAAUGACGCCAGACGAAAUCAACAUAAAUCAACCCACUGUAGAAUUUAACUGCAGGUAG